AGACCGCUCGUGACAGUCAGCUGAUACUGAGCUGUAAUCGCCUCUCACGUUCGGUCUUAUAUUUUGUAUACUUUUACAUUGUAAAUAUAUAAAUAGUACAUUUAUAUAGACAGUAUUAUAUGAAUUUUGCGAGUUGAAUUGUAAUUACUAUUUUAAUUUGUAUCGUUAUAACGACUCCUCUGUUUUAAAUAUGUCUGGACCAAACGGAGAUCCCAAUAUUUCUGUUGAUGAUGGAAUAAUCGAGGAUGAAGAUGAAUUCAGUGAAGAGGAAUAUGCAGCGAUCGACUCCAUGCUGGACCAGAUCAACUCGUGUCUGGAUGACAUCGAGGACAGAAAUGAUGCUCUGAAUGGAAAACUGCACGAGCUGCUGGAGUCCAACAGACAAGCCCGAAAAGAUUUCAGACAACAGCUGAAUGAUGAAGAAGCUUCUCCUCCUCCAGCAGAAGAUCCAGCGUCCAGAGACACACAGACCGAAGACUAGACAACAUUCAUGCACUGACGUCCAUCCUCAGACUCUUUCCUGUUUUAUUAAUGCAUUCAGCUGUAAAUCAGUGAUGUAAAAUACCUGCGUCAUCUUCUCAGUGGACCAGUAGGGUAGAAUAUAUAUGUGUAAAUCUCUUUGUGUUGGUUGUGUCUAAACUUUACUGUAUUAAAUGAAAGCAUUAAGGCA
Molecule: messenger RNA, 670 nt
Organism: Ctenopharyngodon idella (grass carp)
Lineage: Eukaryota; Metazoa; Chordata; Actinopteri; Cypriniformes; Xenocyprididae
Gene: bbln
Product: bublin coiled coil protein
Exons: 2
Coding region: 191-481 (96 amino acids)
Source: RefSeq, a predicted model, not a curated record